AUGACUCGCCAACUCACCCUUUCGUCCACUUACAAACUAAACUCGGGCUUCGAAAUCCCCGUGUUAGGCUUCGGAGUCUACCAAACUCCUCCAAGCCAGACAAGCGCCGCAGUCCAAGAGGCACUCAAAGCCGGCUAUCGUCACAUCGACAGCGCAGCCUUUUAUCGCAACGAACGUGCCUCCGCGGACGGUAUCAUCAAAUCCGGUGUCCCCCGUGAAGAGGUCUUUUUCACAACAAAGGUACCAGCGCAGUCAAUCUCGUAUGAAGGCGCCAAGGAGGCAUUAAAGAAGAGCUUAGCGGAAGUAGCGCAGUUGAAGUAUAUCGAUUUGGUGCUAUUGCAUGCCCCAUUUGGUGGAAAGGAGGGUAGAUUGGGGGCUUGGAAGGCGCUUGUGGAGGCUGUCGAGGAGGGCACGGUGAGGAGUAUUGGAGUUUCAAAUUAUGGUGUGCAGGUAUGUCUCCUAACUACCCUUGGCAUCUUCUUUUCUUAUAUUGAUGUGUAUGGGCAGCACCUCGACGAAUUAGAGAAGUACAUCAAAGACACAGACUCAAAGCUCGGCAAGGGUAAAGGCGGAGUCUUGAGUGUCAACCAAAUCGAGCUUCAUCCUUGGCUGCAACGCAGAGAUAUCAUUGACUGGUGCCAGAAACGAGGCGUUGUGGUUCAGGCAUGGGCUCCGUUGGCGCAGGCAAAUCGUUGGAAUGAUCCGUCGUUGAAGGAUAUUGUUAAACGCACCGGCAAGACGGAGGCUCAGAUCCUCCUGCGGUGGAGUUUGCAGAAGGGCUUCAAUCCACUCCCCAAAUCUGUGACGCCAUCCCGUAUCGUGGAGAACACCAAGAUUUUCGAUUUUGAGUUGUCCGAUUCUGAGUUGGCGGUAUUGGAGACGGAUGAGUAUGACUAUCAUGGCUGGGACCCUACGACAUUAGAUUAA
This is a messenger RNA of Talaromyces amestolkiae, 927 nucleotides long. RefSeq lists its product as uncharacterized. Gene Ontology annotation, molecular function: oxidoreductase activity. The coding region runs from base 1 to 927 and encodes 308 amino acids. The record is from RefSeq and is a predicted model, not a curated record. The transcript is spliced from 4 exons. Lineage: Eukaryota; Fungi; Ascomycota; Eurotiomycetes; Eurotiales; Trichocomaceae.